AAAAAAAAAAAAAAAUGAUAGUUGUGAAGUGUGUGCUUCUUAGUUCAAGUAGAUAACAUGAGACUAAAUGGGCAGCUCCUGCCUGGAGAUGAGGCGAGAAGGCAGAAAGGGAGCUGGUUGAAUGGACGUGGGAGAUUCCAGUUGGAAGGGAGGAGUGUGCAGACAUAGGAAUAGCAACUAGUGUCACAUAACAAUGUGUUUAUAAAUUUUUGUAUGAGAAACUAACUUGAGCUGUAAACUUUCACUUAAAGCAUAAUUUAAAAAAAAAGGUCACUUUUUUGGAACUAAUAGGUGCUGCCCAUUAAGCAAAGACUCUUAGGUUUCACAAUCAGGGGGGAGUUUAUCACUUUAAUAAGACAAGUUAUGGCAUUGUUAACUAGUAUUGACCACGGGCCGGGGGCGUGGGGGGGUGAGGGGGCCUAUGUUGUCUCUAUACUGAGAGGCCAGAGGUGUGAGACAGACCAGCUCUCAGAGUACUUCACAGUCAAAAUGCUGAGUUUAUUCGUUGGCUCUGUCAAGUAUGUUCUAACUUUAAAUCCAGGCCCUCAGAAAGCAGACAACUCCAGCCUUUAGAGGAGACCGUAAGCGUGUUAGAAAGGUCUCACGGUAGUGUCGCCACAUUACACAGGAAUGAACCUAUGGUUCACGCCAUAAGUUGGAUUAGCCCGAACUGGCUUCAGGACCUUGUCUGCCUCCAUGAGCUAGUCCCCCCCUCCCUUUUUUAAAUUUGAUUUUUAUAUUUUAUAUAUGAUAUAUUUUAAAUCUUUUCUUCAAAAUAGUAUAUGCACAUAGGAACAAAUAUACGGUAGAGCUUGUGAUAAAAACUGGUAGUGUACUCCCAGUCCAUCUUCAGGCCUCUCUCUGCCAUUUUUUUGGUUCGAGUUUUUCUUUUGGUUGCUUUCAUAAUUGAACAAUAUGUUAAUAUCUCUAUAUUUAGACAUUUGUUGAUACCUCGCUAUGAAAUGUGAGGAUUUAACUGUCACAUGCUACCCCUCUCCACCUUUCUUCUCUCCCAGUAUUGAAUAAUGGUUAUCGUUGUUCUUCUGUUUGUUGACAUUAGUAAUUUUAAAUAGUAUACUUAAAAGUCUUUCUUUUUUUUUUUUUUCAUUUAUUUUAUUUAGUCCUUUCCUUUUUUCUGUCUAAAUUGAGGAUAUGAUACCCUUGGAAUUAAUUCCCUGUUCUUUUCUUCCGGCCUCCUUGUGCCACUGCACAAUUACUUUUGGUGUUGAGGUUGUUAAUAUUUAAAUUCUGUUUUGCAGUCACAGCCAAGUCACGAUUGUUUAUAAAAGUUAAAGAACAGUAAAUGUUAUUAUUAUUUUUUAAUUGCCAAGCCAUCAUUUCCUUCUUUGAAAGGUCAGUGCUAUGGCUACUGGGCCACUCACAGGAGAGAAUUCCAGCAUCAAGAGCAUACCCUUCUCCUGCCUAUUUUGAUAUUUAUUCAAUUUCUAAUUGCCUCUCUUUCUCGUAACUAACAUUCAGGACUUUUGCAGUCCUACCGUUAAUUAAUAGACUCUCUUCUUUUUCUUUGAGUGAAGCUCACUGUCUGCCCUCCUACUUCCUAUGGACAUGUUGUUCCCUGGGGCUGCUGCAUGGCUAACACCCUGAGACUUUCUGGUACAGCUUUCUUAAGUUAGAUCUGUGUUUAACCUUUCUUGGUUUACUCCCUCAUCCUGCUAUAGUACAUUUGCAAGUAAUGUUCCCAGAAGCAGUGGUUGGAGGUAAAUUUUUUGAGUCUUUAGUGACUGAGAAAGUGCCAUUAUUUUGCCCUAGUACUUCAUAAGGGUAUAAAAAUCUAGGUUAAAAAAUGAUUUCCACACAUCCUGGGGAUUGCAACAUCAUAAAACAAUUUGGUAUAAAUUGUUGAAUGAGAAAGUCAUUUGCUCUGUAAAAUUUCACCUAAAGCAUACACACACACACACACAAAAAGAUUUCUGGGCAGAUGGCCUGCCAUGGCCCUGAGGCUCCUGAGACGCCCUGAGCCUGCAUCGUGGGGAGGCAGGCUCCCAGCGCAUGGUUUGAGGCAGUUUUCAGAAGCAGGCAUACAAUAUGCAGACAGUGCAACGCUGGAUGUAGAGUUUAGCAGCAACCGCAGCUUGGAGAAAUUUUAUGAUGAUCCUGAAAGCAAUGAUGGCAAUGGUUAACACCUGCAGCCUUGGUUGUACACAAGUCGCCUCAUGCAGUACGUGGACACCUUGGAACACUUGUUGGGCACAGAACGGGAUGUCACAUUGGCAUCUGUCUGCAGCGAGUUUAUUUUCCUGGAGGUGAUGUAUAACCAAGGGUAUAUCCGAAAGCAGUGUGUGAACCACUACAACGAGAAGAAAACGACCAGCUUCAAGUACCUGCCUCUGCACAUGGUGAUCCACAUCAUCAAGGGUCACAUUCAGAACAAAGGAGAUCCACAUAAGAUGAAGGCCACUUCUGCCUACCUUCAGAACAUUGAGGACACCUACAAGAAAACUUUCCUUCCUAAAAUGAGUGAAAACUGUGAGGCUUUCUAGUACAGUGUAUGGGAAGCUCAAAAUGCAGAAAAGCUGGCAGAAGAUAUUGAAUACCUGAAGUAUAAUAAAGGGCCUUCGUUUGAACAGAAUAAUCACACUUAUAAUCUGUGGAUGCUGGUUCAGAAUAAAUUGGGGGUGCUGAAUUAUACAACCAUUUCUGUCUAUCUCCCAGAAAUUACGGUUUGUGCCCACCAGAGUGACCAGGUCUUCCACAAUGCAGAGCUGCUGGGCUGGAAGUAUCAGCCUGGGUACAGCGGUAACAUGGGUAACAUGGAUGACAUGUGGAUCUGGCUGAAGUGAGCGGGACCCCCUCCGCUGCAUCUGGAUGUGAUGAUGAAGGAGCUUCCUGUCUACCUGGCUCUUAUGGACUCCAUGUACCAUUGAAUUUUUAAAUAAAAUAAAAGAACUGGAAAUCACACAGUAGAAGAAAUGGUCUAACAAAAAAAAGAAGUCUACCCUGUAGUAUAGUUAGUGAGUUGAAGAAAACAACUUCCAUGUAAGAGGUUUAAGAAUUUUCUAGCUUUAUUUUGGAAUAAUCCAUAAUUAUCACUGUGGGAAAAAAAGGGUCUGCUACAAAAGACCAACUUUAGUGGAAAAAUUUCCUUUCAUGCAGUUGUGCUCUAUCAUGCAGAUUUUGUACAUUGUUGCUUCAGACUUCAAAAAGUAAAGCCAUUUCUGUGGAACACCAAAAAAAAAAAAAAAAAGAUUUCUGAACUUCCACAUGCAGCAGUAAUAUGAAUUAAGAUAGUCUGAAAGGUUCUUAUCUUUAUAGAUGCUGGCUGAGGCAUAGUUUUAAGGCAUUUGUGGGCUCAUCAGAAGGAAGGGAAAACUUAAAGGACCACUUCACCACAGUCUCUCCCAGAAAAGUGAAACAGAAUUGGGAAAGGUGCUAUUGCCCCAACUUAGAUGUCGAAAUCAGGACCAUAAUCUGGAGACUAAGCUUUAAGCCUAUCACAAGCUAAACUUCAAGCCUGGGACCUUCUAAGAGGCAAAAAUGGUCCCUGUUGGUAGUGCCUCCUGACUCCCUAUCAGAAAAAAAAAAAAAAAGCAGAUGAAAACUCUGUUUUGGAGGAAGCCUUCCCAACUUGAGACCCACAGGUAUUUCAGAAGUGGAGAUGAAAGAAAUAUGAGCUAAUAAAAUCAACAAACAUGUGAGAAAACAAACCAACACGAGUGAGAAGCAGCCGAAACAACCAGUAGAU
Molecule: messenger RNA, 3703 nt
Organism: Loxodonta africana (African savanna elephant)
Lineage: Eukaryota; Metazoa; Chordata; Mammalia; Proboscidea; Elephantidae
Product: NADH dehydrogenase [ubiquinone] 1 alpha subcomplex subunit 10, mitochondrial
Biological process (GO): mitochondrial electron transport, NADH to ubiquinone
Cellular component (GO): cytoplasm
Source: RefSeq, a predicted model, not a curated record